Molecule: messenger RNA, 2416 nt
Organism: Exophiala mesophila
Lineage: Eukaryota; Fungi; Ascomycota; Eurotiomycetes; Chaetothyriales; Herpotrichiellaceae
Exons: 3
Coding region: 176-1384 (402 amino acids)
Biological process (GO): TOR signaling; regulation of actin cytoskeleton organization
Cellular component (GO): TORC2 complex; TORC1 complex
Molecular function (GO): protein binding
Source: RefSeq, a predicted model, not a curated record
CAUGACCAAAACCGUAAAAGGUUCUUGAAUUCAAGUCGAGAAUUGCAGAACUUGGUUGUCAUCACAGAUACCACUUCAAUGUUGUGAGCCUGUGACAUUGUGAUCGAGGCAGUAUGAGUGUGAUUCUCUGCACAGCGGGUUACGACCAUACCAUUCGGUAAUCACCUCUGUUUUGAUGCGAUUAGUAUCAGCCUUGUACUUACGUCUCCUCCUGCCUAGAUUCUGGGAGGCCCUCUCUGGCAUCUGCUCCCGCACCAUCCAACACCCCGAAUCACAAGUCAACCGACUAUGUAUUACUCCCGACAAGAAGUAUCUUGCAGCUGCAGGGCGGCAUAUGGUUCGGCUUUAUGAUAUCAAAUCCAGCAAUCCCAAUCCGAUUCAACAAUUCGAAGGACACACCAACAAUGUCACAGGUGUGGCAUUUCAUUGUGAGGGGAAAUGGAUGGUUACCAGUUCUGAAGACAUGACUGUUCGAGUGUGGGACACAAGGUCAGGAUUGGUACAAAGGAACUACCAGCAUACCCAUCCGGUCAAUGAUGUGGUCAUCCACCCAAAUCAAGGCGAACUAGUCAGUGCCGAUCGUGGCGGCAACAUUCGCAUCUGGGACCUCGGUGAGAGCAAAUGCACUCAUCAACUCAUUCCGGACGAGGACGUGUCGGUUUCGAGCGUCAGUGUUGCCAGUGAUGGCUCGUUGUUGGCCGCAGGAAACAACAAGGGCGACGUGUACAUCUGGCGCAUGUAUCAGAACCACGACUCCACCACCCUCCUCCCAUGCCGUGUAUUCAAAGCUCAUAAAGACUACCUCACCCGUCUGCUGUUAUCUCCCGACAUCAAACUCCUCGCCACCUGUUCUGCCGACCAUACCGUACGGGUUUGGAAGAUUGACAUGACAGAAGAAAACCUGGAAGCGGUGACCGACCAACCUUCUACAGGUGUGGAUGGACACAGUGACCCCAGUACACCCAAUCAGGCACUUGUUACCUCGCAAACCCUGAACGGCAGCGCCAUGAACCCACGAUCCAAUGGAAACGGGCGCUCAUCCGCGUCUCUCUCCUCGACAUCAUCGAAUGCCACAUCACCGACUGACGCAGUCUCGUCCUCGAAACACUCUCAGUCUGGUUCGCAGCCAGCACACACGUUCCGAGCGAUCAGCAAGAUCAUUGAGACACGGAAACCACUACCCUGCGAUGUUGUGCUGGAUAACCAUCAGAGAUGGGUGUGGGACUGUGCAUUCAGUGCCGACUCGGCAUACCUGGUGACGGUUUGUUCAGACCAUUAUGCCAGGUUGUGGGAGCUGGGCACGGCGAGCAUCAUUCGGCAGUACAAUGGUCAUCAUCGAGGUGCGGUUUGUGUGGCACUCAAUGACUACAGUAACCCGCCAUGAUAGGUUCGCUGGUCUCGAUCAAGCUCGCACAUGUUGAUGAGAUCGUCGCUGGUCAUGAUUUCCUGUGCAUGAUCUCGGCUUGCUGGUGAGGACGUGUUUGAUUUCAAUCGCAUGGCACUCAGAUGAUUACAUGAUCGGAGGAGAUUACUCCAAUCACGGCGUUGGUCAGAAGACCAGUCUUGGUUGAGCCCGGAGUCAAGGGUACUCUGGCGGGGUUGGAGGAUCCAUUCGUCGUUCGGUUUGAUUGCAAUUUGGGCUCGGGGCAUCAAAGUGCGCAUGGCUGCGUUCAGGGGGCGGGAAGAUGACGAUCCAUCCAGACCUCAUCGAGAAUGAGUUUUACUGGUUGCAUUUCACUUUGCUACAUGUUGGACAAGGCAUUUAUAUGCCAAGUCUUGGUGGCUAGAAUCUCGCCACGCAUUACCGCCGACAAACUCCCUGUACAAGUCCUCCGACAUUCCAUAUCAUGUCACUCUACCAGGUAGAACCACGAUGCUCUUUUAGUGGAGACAAGUCCUAAAGAAUAGCAUCAUCCACCAGCGACCUUAAACCCCCGUAUAUAGCACCACGAUUUCAUGCGUCAACGACUCUCAAGACAAAGUUGACCACGACGGCUCCGAGCAAAGCCAGGGCAAGGACCGUAGGCCCAAUCCGAUCAUCGAACCCACCCUGGCCUCUUUGCCUGAUACUCUUGGCUCGCCAGUGAAACGUGAACAAGGCGUAGAUCAUGGCAGCCAUGGCGACGAUGGUGAACAGGCCUGCGGAUAUGCGGCCGACCGAGUCUCCAAAAUUCAACAAACCGACAGCCAGGCCACCCAGGAUGACGGUAAAAUUGAGCCAUGAUAGAAAUGUACGUUCAUUGGCGAAGAAAACUUUGGGUUCAACGCGGGUAGGAAGGGCGAUACGCUUGCCUAGAUGUAAUGGUCAGUUCAGGUGGUGGUGUCUCGGGUUUGGGGUCUGUGAUGUCGUCGUACCUGGGGCGCUUUGAAGUAGAGGCUGUUCAGACAUAUUGGUAUCAACGGAGUCGGAUGGCUG